UUCAUCAGUGUGACAGUGAGCGGCGUCCGUCGCGUUUUCUUAUAAAUAACAUUUUCCUAAAAGAUUUUAAUUUUGCUCUUACAAUUCUGUAGAAAAUUAGACCAAAAAUGUCGACACCGAAUUUUGAAUCCCUGCUGAAGCUGUUCACGGACACCCUGAAUAAGGCAUACAAAGUGAACGAAAUCGACCAGCUGAAGGCGGAAUACGACGGCCAAAAAGGUCCCACCGAUAACGACAAAAAGGCGGCCCUGCAUCAGGCGUUCCGGAAUCUUCUACUGACCAAGACCGACGACAUUCCGGCGAUUGAAGGGUUUAUCAAUUUUGCUGUGGGAGCUUGCCGAUUGGAAAUGACCUCGGCCACGAUUCCGGUGGUUCUGUUAGGGGACAUUUUCGACGCCGUAACGCUGGACAAAUGCGAACAGAUUUUCACCUAUGUGGAGAACAAUGUUGCCACUUGGAAGGAGGAACUGUUCUUCACCGCUUGCAAGCACAAUUUGCUCCGGAUGUGUAAUGAUUUGCUUAGGAGGCUUUCGCGCUCCCAGAACACGGUUUUCUGCGGAAGGAUUUUGCUGUUCCUGGCGAAGUUCUUCCCGUUCAGCGAACGGUCCGGGUUGAACAUCAUCUCGGAGUUCAACCUGGAAAACGUUACCGAAUACGGCGUGGAGGGAAGCGAGAUGGGCGAUCAGUUGGACGGUUUCGAGGAAAAUGGCUCCGCAAAUCAGCUGAAGAUCGAUUACAAUUUGUACUGCAAGUUCUGGGCGCUGCAGGAUUUCUUCCGGAACCCGAACCAAUGCUACAACAAGGUGCAGUGGAAAAUGUUUGCGGCGCAUGCCGGAAGUGUACUCUCCGCAUUCAGCAGUUUCAAACUGGAAGAACCUCGAUCAGCUUCCAGCAGUAGCAGCGCAUCCGCCAACAAAUACGGAACCACCCCGAUGGACAUCCCACCCGAAGAACAAAUUCGAGAUUCCGGGCACUUUUUCGCCAAAUUUCUCACCAACCCCAAGUUACUUUCGCUUCAGCUGUCCGAUUCGAAUUUCCGCCGGUCGGUCCUGGUACAGCUACUGAUCUUGUUUCAGUAUCUGAACUCGACGGUUAAGUUCAAGGCGGACAACCAUCUGCUCACCCAGGUGCAGAUCGAUUGGCUCCGAGAAACGGAGACCACGGUUUACAAGCUCAUUGAGGAAUCUCCGCCAAAUGGGAAGAAGUUUUCCGAAUCGGUUCGACACAUGUUGUCCCGCGAAGAGCUGUGGAACAGCUGGAAGAACGAAGGAUGCAAGGAAUUCAAACGUCCAGAUGCGGCUGCAGCUGCUGGAGCGACCACAACUACGAACGCCUCCGGCGAAGACCCAUCGCCACCGGUUCGCCUUCCCCAGAAGCGUCCCCGUAAGCCUCUGGGCGAUCUGAUCCGGGAUUCCACCAAGCAGGGCAAGUUCUACAUGGGCAAUCCGGAGUUGACCCGGCUGUGGAACACCUGCCCGGACAAUCUCCAGGCAUGCAAGGGCGAAGAUCGCAACUUUUUGCCAUCGUUGGAAGCAUAUCUGGAUGGUUCCAAGGAGAAACAGGAUCCAUCGUUUGAGUGGAGGGCAUUGCGGCUGUUGGCUCGACAGUCCCCGCAUUUCUUCACGUUGUUCAAUAGCCCUUCGUACAAGGUGGCCGACUAUCUGGAGAGCGUGAGGAAGAAGAUUCAAAAGGACAAGGUCGACAUCAAGCAGGAAGUGAUUCAGGAAGAUGUUCCGUCGCAGAACGAGAACGAACAAAACGAGGCGGAGGGAGAGGGAUUCGUUAAUGAAGAGGAAACCGAUCAGAUGGAUUCGGAGCUGCUCAAAACGGAACAGCUCACCCCGGAGGACAAGAACACCCACAAGACCAUCACCGUGACGAAGGCCCAGAUGGCCGAACUGGCACCAAGCAUCGGCAAGGACUGGAAGAAGCUCGCCACCAAGCUGGGCUACAAUGGCGACGAGAUCCAGUACUUCGAGUCGGAGAAUGCCACGGUCGGCGAUCAGUGUCGACACCUGCUGCAGGUGUGGUUCGAGGACGACAUGGACGCCAGCCUGGAUCAGCUGGCCUACAUCCUGGAGGGGCUAGAGAUGCUGACGGCGGCCGAAGCGGUCAAGCAGAUGAUCGCCGCGCUCAGCGACGACAAGGUGGAGGAAGUUUCCGAUUAGUAAGGAUUAGCGAUAGAGAACUAGUUUUAGGGACAAAUAGAAAUCGAAAUUCGUUUUUCGUGAAACUGAA
This is a messenger RNA of Aedes aegypti (yellow fever mosquito), 2238 nucleotides long. It is a transcript of the gene Hpr1, whose product is annotated as THO complex subunit 1. Gene Ontology annotation, molecular function: protein binding. Gene Ontology annotation, cellular component: THO complex part of transcription export complex. The record is from RefSeq and is a predicted model, not a curated record. The transcript is spliced from 4 exons. Gene Ontology annotation, biological process: mRNA export from nucleus; signal transduction; regulation of DNA-templated transcription elongation. NCBI's taxonomy places the organism in Eukaryota, Metazoa, Arthropoda, Insecta, Diptera, Culicidae. The coding region runs from base 108 to 2168 and encodes 686 amino acids.